Durotheca rogersii is the source of this 1783-nucleotide messenger RNA. RefSeq lists its product as uncharacterized. The record is from RefSeq and is a predicted model, not a curated record. Bases 259 to 1686 code for a protein of 475 amino acids. Lineage: Eukaryota; Fungi; Ascomycota; Sordariomycetes; Xylariales; Xylariaceae. The transcript is spliced from 3 exons.
GCUAUACUCCCGCCGUCCCUUUCUCGAUAGGCCUUAUAUUAUACCUGCUAUCGUCUCUUGUCUCCUCCUGGAAUUAUCCAGUGUUUGACGAUCGUUUUACGAACUGUGCUGCUCUGAAAGCCGCAGCUUUCCCGUCUAGCCCUACGUUUCGAAACGUCACACAAAAUAUCGUCGGUGUCACUACGUGUUGGGCUGCAUCUUCCCCGCCUCGAUCCCCUUUCCUGCAUGGCUUGCCACAAUACACUUUAAGUGUCUUUCAUGAUGACUCAGAGUCAAAGAAUCUUCCCCCCCAGCGCGACCCAUCCACCCCAAGCAACCGGGCUUCUUCCCAGGCGAGGCGCACACCCAGUAUCAGUAGCCGCUACGGGUGCAACGAUGGCUGCUCUACACGCUGGGCUUCCCCUAGAUUUGAUCGGAGGUCCCACUGUCGAGAUCUCGGACGUGAGCCACGAUCUCUUAACUCUGGACGACAUGAGGGAGGAGCUCACGGAGUAUGCCGUCUUCCGAUUCGACAAGAUGCCGGGACAGGGCGGACACGACGACGAGGGCAAGUCUCAACCCGCCACUUGGGAGAGGGCUAUCAGGACUCGGGUUCGCGGCAUGUCACCGGGAGAGAUAGCUCGCCAGAUCCUACGCUUGAACCAGUAUUCGGCGACUCUGGGUGACAAGUUGAAGUCCUUAAACCCCAUCCUCCAGCGCCAGGUCGACCGGGCACAAGAGCAUCUCGCCCCACAUAACCCGGACCCGAUGAGCUAUCAUUGGGUCCUCGCUCAAGAGAGAAUCUCGCUCACUGCUUAUUUCAAGCGGGUGCCUAGGGCGAACGUUGAUAUCCUGUCACUCUAUCAGGCAAAUAGGAGAGGCGCCUUGCCACAGUACGAUCUAACCAUUCGCCGGAAUCCGGGCCCACCACCGGGCCGCGAAUUUCCGAGGGGUGGACUGGUGUUAGGGUCGAAUGCAGGCAGAAGCGGCGGCGGCGGCCCGUUGCCCCCCGUGCCGUAUCCUGGAGGCCCCCGACCGGACGAUAUAAACCAUGCUUUGGAUCGUAGCAAUGGCGGCAUACCAACUAGAGAUACCAGCGAAAGAUACGAGGGGAACCAACCUGCGAGGGGAUUCCUCGAACAGCACUCCGGUCGCGAGCAAAACCCGUUCCUCAAACGACAGUCAGGGGUUCCGCCGGUGCCGGCUCUCGAGGGAGCCCGAUUUUACGACGGCGCCCGUCUAGCGGGCCGUCGUGGUGGGAGGGACGAUGCCUGGACUGCGCAACAACAUGUCCUCGACAAGGCACGACACCCGUGGCAUAGGCCACAACCUGUCGCCCAUACGACGGAGCCGCCGACAGCCCGACACGCAUGGCAGAUGACUAGCCCUGCGCGCCAGAGGUACCAUCACGGGAGGGGUCUCGACGACGAGAUAAUGCGUUUGAGCGACAUGACGCUCAACGACGAAGAUGGCUACGGGACAGCCUCGCAGGACACGACUAGUCAUCAGCGCCGGCACAGAGAUAUGGAAGAUCUCACGCAGGACGGCUCGGUGCUCGAUGGGGAUCCGUUUGGCCGUGACACGCCGUCGCGCACGAGGGAUGGCGACAGACGGUACCGAGAGUCAUACUCACCGGAUAGCUUUGAGAGUGACUCGAGUCUGAUUCAGAGGGGGGAGAGACGAUUCUGUAAUAGAUGGUGGUGGUGAACCUGGACGGGCUUGACGAUGGCCUCGGUUACCCUGGGUAAAGUAGGAGCAAGUAGGAGGUACCUGUACCGCAUUGCAAGAAUUUUAUACCAUACCC